CUUGACUGAGAAGGAGUCCGAUCUAUCUAUAAUCUAUCUGGGGAACUGGGUUCCUAUUUCAACAGCGACAACAAAAACCUCGUGCACUAAGAAACCACAAAGCCAUUUGUUUGGUCCAAAUUACAAAAGCACAACAAACUGAGAAGAAAGAGACGAAGGCUCGCUCACAGAGAGAAAAGAGAUCCAAUCAGAUUAAGAGAGAAGAUAAGAAGAUGAAGAUCACUGUAAUGACAGCAGACGAACAAAUCAUUACCCUCGACGUCGAUCCUCACGAAUCUGUUGAAAACGUGAAGGCUUUGCUUGAAGUGGAGACAAGUGUGCCGCUUCAGCAACAGCAGCUGCUGUAUAAUGGAAAGGAGAUGAGGAAUUCUGAGAAAUUAAGUGCAUUAGGUGUAAAAGAUGAAGACUUGGUGAUGAUGAUCCCCAAUGUUGCAUCCAGUGCACCUACCAAUAAUUUGAGCUUCAACCCAGAUGGGUCUGCUGUGAACCCUGGAGCUUUCCAGCAGCACAUUCGAAGCGACUCUAAUGUUAUGGCUCAGUUGUUUCAGGCUGAUCCAGAAUUAGCUCAAGUUAUUCUAGGAAAUGAUCUCAAUAGACUGCAAGACCUUUUACGACAGCGUCAUAGACAAAAAUCUGAAUUACGACACCAACAAGAAGAGGAGCUUGCCCUUCUUUAUGCAGAUCCUUUUGACGUUGAAGCACAAAAGAAAAUCGAAGCCGCCAUUCGCCAGAAAGGAAUUGAUGAAAACUGGCAAGCUGCCCUGGAACAUAACCCUGAAGCAUUUGCAAGAGUGGUUAUGUUGUAUGUUGACAUGGAGGUUAAUGGUGUCCCAUUGAAGGCAUUUGUUGACAGUGGAGCCCAAUCAACAAUAAUAUCGAAAAGCUGUGCUGAGCGUUGUGGAUUGUUGAGGCUUUUAGAUCAACGUUAUAAGGGCAUUGCUCAUGGGGUUGGUCAGUCAGAGAUAUUGGGUCGUAUUCAUGUAGCUCCAAUCAAGAUCGGCAGUAUAUUUUACCCUUGCUCAUUUACUGUACUGGAUUCUCCCAAUAUGGAAUUCCUCUUUGGGCUGGAUAUGAUCCGUAAGCACCAGUGCAUUAUAGAUUUAAAGGACAAUGUUUUGAGAGUUGGUGGUGGAGAAGUUUCUGUACCAUUCUUGCAAGAAAAAGACAUCCCAUCACGUUUUCUUGAUGAAGAAAGGUACUCCAAGCAAGCAUCCAGCUCAGAAGCCCCAGUGACAUCAGGAACAGUAGAGAGGAGUGUUAAUGUCCCAUUAGGAGGUCAAUCUUCUGGAGGGUCUCGCGGUGAUGCGUCCCAGGGAUCUGAUUUUGAAGCCAAAGUGGCAAAGCUUGUUGAACUAGGGUUUGGAAGAGAGCCAGUGAUACAAGCCCUUAAAUUAUUCGAGGGUAAUGAAGAGCAGGCAGCGGGGUUUCUAUUCGGGGGUUGAAGAUAACCAUCAUUUUUAUACUUCAUUUGUUGUGUGAAUUAAUUUGCUUAUUUGUAGUUUAACUACGAUUACAAAUUAACAAAUUAGAAAACGGUGCACCUGAUAGCAUUCAUUUAAGCUAUUUGAACCCACAAAUGAGUGGUUCAAUUCAAAUAGAAAGUAAAACUAAUUUGAGCUACUA
Corylus avellana is the source of this 1623-nucleotide messenger RNA. RefSeq names its product ubiquitin family protein (gene DDI1). The record is from RefSeq and is a predicted model, not a curated record. NCBI's taxonomy places the organism in Eukaryota, Viridiplantae, Streptophyta, Magnoliopsida, Fagales, Betulaceae. Gene Ontology annotation, molecular function: aspartic-type endopeptidase activity; protein binding. Gene Ontology annotation, biological process: proteolysis.